Molecule: messenger RNA, 1587 nt
Organism: Arabidopsis arenosa
Lineage: Eukaryota; Viridiplantae; Streptophyta; Magnoliopsida; Brassicales; Brassicaceae
Source: the annotation of a GenBank genome assembly
UACAUGUCAAAAACAACGAAAUCUCACCAAAUCCUAAUAAAUUCUAGCUAGGAAAAUGAAGCCUUCGAUUUACUUUGUAACCGUUUUCAUACUUAUACUUCUCCUUCUACCAACGGCGAUCCCUCACGACUACUCCGACGCUCUUAGAAAGUCAAUCCUCUUUUUCGAAGGUCAACGCUCUGGACGUCUUCCAAAACAACAAAGGAUGACGUGGCGUAGUAACUCUGCACUCAAUGAUGGCCGAAACCUCAAAACCGACCUCGUUGGUGGUUACUACGACGCCGGAGACAACGUUAAGUUUCAUUUUCCUAUGGCUUUUACGGCCACGAUGCUUGCUUGGAGUUCUAUUGACUUCGGACGCUACAUGUCUCAGAAUGAUUUCAGACAUAAUCUCGUAGCCCUCAAGUGGGCCACUGAUUAUCUCCUUAAGACCGUUUCACAACUCCCUGAUCGCAUUUUCGUCCAAGUAGGUGAAGCACAAGCAGACCAUGAUUGUUGGGAAAGACCGGAAGAUAUGGACACACCACGAACCGCUUUCGCCUUAGAUGCACCAUAUCCAGCCUCCGAUUUAGCGGGAGAAAUUGCAGCAGCUUUGGCAGCCGCUUCAAUUGCAUUCAAACAAGCAAAUCCUAAGUAUUCCACAAUAUUACUCAAUAAAGCCGUACAAACGUUUCAGUACGCAGAUUCACAUCGAGGUUCUUAUACCGAUAAUCCGGGAGUCAAACAAGUCGUUUGCCCGUUUUACUGUAGUGUUAAUGGAUAUAAGGACGAGUUGCUAUGGGGAGCUGCGUGGCUGAGACGAGCAACCGGCGAAGAUUAUUAUCUGACAUACUUAGUGAACAAUGGUCAAGCUUUCGGUGCAAAUUUCAAUUACUUUGAGUUUGGCUGGGACAACAAAGUUGGGGGUGUUAAUGUUCUCGUUGCCAAGGAAGUAUUUGAGAAGAAUGUGACUACGUUAGCAGCAUAUAAAGAUACCGCAGAGAAAAUGAUGUGUGCAUUUUUGCCGGAAACCAAUGGUCCACAUAUGACUUACACUCCCGGCGGUCUCAUUUACAAACACGGAAGCAGUCAGCUACAGAACACGGCCGCACUAUCUUUCCUCCUCCUUACCUAUGCAGAUUACCUCACUACAUCCUCUCAACAACUCAAUUGCGGUAACCUCAAGUUUCAACCGGAUUCUCUUCGCCGCAUAGUCAAACGACAGGUAGACUACGUUUUGGGAGAUAAUCCAAUGAAGUUGUCAUACAUGAUUGGGUAUGGUGAGCAGUACCCGCGACUGAUCCACCACCGUGGCUCGUCUAUACCGUCUUUUACCGUUCAUCCGACUGCAUUUGGGUGCUCAGCAGGAUGGAAUAUUUUCGCAUCACCCAAUCCAAACCCCAACAUUCUUAUUGGUGCGGUGAUUGGCGGGCCUGACGUAGAUGAUAAAUUUAUUGGAGGUCGGACAAAUGCUAGUGAGACUGAGCCCACAACGUACAUCAAUGCACCUUUUGUUGGUGUAUUUGCGUACUUUAAAAGCAACCCCAAGUUCUCUUGAGUAUAAUCUCUUCCCAAAUUUGUAAAACUAAAGAAAAUGGAAAAAUGAUA